AUGAAUUUUUUUUGCUGCUGUCCACCAAAACCGACGGGAAGAAGAUCUAGAAAACCGGGAAUCGAUAGAAAACCAAGGCAAGCCUACAGUGCAAAACAAUUAGAAAGAUUGGAAUCGGAAUUUAAAAUCGACAAAUAUUUAAGCGUGAGUAAACGUAUGGAAUUGUCAAAAGCUCUCAAUUUAACGGAAGUACAAAUAAAAACGUGGUUUCAGAAUCGACGGACAAAAUGGAAGAAACAAUUGACUUCGAGAUUGAAAAUAGCUCAAAGACACGGUCUCAUACCUCCCCCUCCUCCCUACAUACCAGGAGGACCUCCGAUUUUUGGUCCUUUUUGCCCCUCGACACUUUUCCCAUCGACCGUUAUUCCAUUUCACAUACAACAACCACCUGCCAAAGAUAUAGAAAAUUUGUCGUUGUCCGAAUGA
Messenger RNA from Pediculus humanus corporis (human body louse), 426 nucleotides. Its product is annotated as Homeobox protein ceh-19, putative. The record is from RefSeq and is a predicted model, not a curated record. Gene Ontology annotation, molecular function: DNA binding; DNA-binding transcription factor activity, RNA polymerase II-specific. Gene Ontology annotation, biological process: regulation of DNA-templated transcription. The transcript has 3 exons. NCBI's taxonomy places the organism in Eukaryota, Metazoa, Arthropoda, Insecta, Psocodea, Pediculidae. Bases 1 to 426 code for a protein of 141 amino acids.